This is a messenger RNA of Cladophialophora immunda, 1887 nucleotides long. RefSeq lists its product as uncharacterized. Gene Ontology annotation, molecular function: Rab GDP-dissociation inhibitor activity. Lineage: Eukaryota; Fungi; Ascomycota; Eurotiomycetes; Chaetothyriales; Herpotrichiellaceae. The transcript is spliced from 6 exons. The record is from RefSeq and is a predicted model, not a curated record. The coding region runs from base 108 to 1514 and encodes 468 amino acids. Gene Ontology annotation, biological process: vesicle-mediated transport; small GTPase-mediated signal transduction; protein transport. Gene Ontology annotation, cellular component: cytoplasm.
GCGCGACAACAAUGUUCACCGACCCUUGACCUCCUGCUAUUCUUCCCAUUAUAUCUGCUUUCUCACGAUCUCUACCCACGACCGACGUUCAUUUGAAGCCUUCCACAAUGGAAGAGAUCGCCCCAGAAUAUGAUGUUAUCGUCCUCGGCACAGGCUUGACGGAAUGCGUGCUCUCUGGGGUCCUCUCCGUCAAGGGCAAGAAGGUCCUCCACAUCGACCGAAAUGACCAUUACGGCGGUGAGGCUGCAUCCGUCAAUAUCGAAGCUCUCUUCAAGAGAUAUGGGAACCAUAAAUCGGGCGAAGAGCCAUGGAAGAAAUACGGCCGCACCAACGACUGGAACAUUGAUCUAGUGCCCAAGCUCUUGAUGGCAAAUGGCGAACUCACCAACAUCCUCGUCUCGACCGAUGUUACCCGAUACCUCGAAUUCAAACAGAUCGCAGGCAGCUUUGUACAGCAAGGCACAGGUCCUCGCGCAACAGUUGCCAAAGUCCCAUCCACCGCUGCCGAGGCACUAAGUUCACCACUGAUGGGCCUAUUCGAGAAGAGAAGGGCAAAGAAAUUCCUGGAGUGGGUGGGUGCAUUUGAGGAGAACAACCCAGCAACACACAAUGGAAUGAAUAUGAAUCAGUGCACCAUGAAAGAGGUCUAUGACAAAUUCGGGUUGGAACCCUCCACGCGAGACUUCAUCGGUCACUCUAUGGCCCUGUACUCGACCGACGAGUACAUCAACACACCCGGCAUGGCCAAGGAGACUGUCGAGAGAAUCCGUCUCUACGCCAACUCGAUGGCGCGCUACGGCAAGUCACCGUACAUCUACCCGCUCUACGGUCUAGGAGAGCUUCCACAAGGCUUUGCUCGUCUCUCCGCUAUCUACGGAGGUACGUACAUGCUCAACACUGCGGUGGAUGAGUUUCUCUACGACGGCAACAGAAUCUCCGGCAUCAAAGCAACCAUGCGAGAACGAGGCGAAGAGAAUGAAGAAGGCAUGAAAUUUACCACAAAGACCAAGAUGAUCCUCGGCGACCCCUCCUAUUUCCCCGGCAAAGUCCAAGUAGUCGGUCACCUACUCAAGGCCAUCUGCAUUUUGAACCACCCGCUUGAGAAGACCGGAGAUUCCGAUUCCUUGCAACUCAUCAUCCCCCAAUCCCAGGUCGGUCGGAAGCAUGACAUCUACAUUGCCAUGGUAUCAUCGGCCCACAACGUCUGUCCCAAAGGAUACUACAUCGCCAUUGUUUCCACCAUUGCCGAAAGCUCCGCAAACCACCAUCUUGAACUGCAACCGGGACUCGAAAGACUUGGCCGCAUUGAAGAAAAAUUCAUGGGACCACCAAUCCCCUUAUACCAGCCAUUGGAGAGUGGUGUGAACGACCAGAUCUUCAUCAGUAACAGCUUUGAUGCGUCGAGUCACUUUGAGACGGUCACGGAGAAUGUGAGAGACAUUUAUCGAAGGGCAAUGGGAGAGGAGCUGAAAGUGGAGGGGUUGAGGGAGGGCCAGACUCUGGCUGAAGAAUAAGGACAAUCGCACUGGGAUGGAGCAUUUAGCUUUCAGAAAUUGAGCGAAGGCCUGAGGACACGGGACAACUUGAUACAUAUGCAUGACGGUCAACCAACGCACAGGCGGCCUAGGCCGAUGGUUGUAGAGGACCAGGAUAGUAGGACGACUGUCAAAUCCACCCAUUUUGCACAAGGCGUCUUGAGAGGGGCCCCCCCAAUAUACAAAGUACAAGGUGAUGCAGCUUAGAGAUUGUUUUCCCUUUUGUCGAGUACGAAUCCAGCGCUUUGCGGCCAGUAUUAACACGAUCUGGUCGUUCUUGGAGCACCAUCGUCCCACGUCUGGCACGCAGGAGGCAGGCCAGCCAGCCAAGGGAAGAAGGACAAUAUCAGAG